AUGGAGAUGGAUCUGCACAGCCUUCAGCUGAAGGCGGUCUCAGAGAUGCUGCAGCUGUCCGGCGACGAUGACGCAGACGGCCAGCAGCUGAAGACGUGGAAGGUACUGAUCUACGAUGACGAGGCGCGCAAGCUGCUGUCGCCCAUUCUGAAGGUCGGCGAGCUGCGCAGCCUCGGAGUGACCCUGAACAUGGCGAUAUCGGAUCGCAGGGAGCCGAUACCGGGGGUCGACGCGGUCUACCUCGUCAGCCCCACGGAGGCCAACGUUGACGCCAUACUGGCGGACGCCCAGAGCCACAAGUACAAGCAGCUGUACGUCAACUUCACGACCUACACCUCGGACGCGUUCCUGAGCGAGUUCGCGAGGCGGUUCGUGGAGGCAAAAGCGCAUGGCUCCAUCGCAGCGGUCGCCGACCGCUAUAUUCACUUCGCGUCCAUUGCGCUCUCGUCCUUCUCGCUGAACAUGCCGAAGUGCUUCGCCGAGUGCUACGGCGGCAGGACGGAGGGCGAGACGGACCCGCUGCUGGACACCAUCGUCGACAGGCUGCUCUCCGUGGUGGUGACCCUGGGGACGCUGCCGUUCCUGGUGGCGCCGCGCAGCAUGUCGCCGGCCGCUACGGUGGCCGAGCGCCUCAACAAGAAGCUGUUCGAGCUUGUGAGCGCGCGCCACCAACUGGGGAUAUCGCUGGCGAGCUCGUAUAACCGACCCAUGCUGCUCAUCGUGGACCGCACCAUCGACCUGGGCUCGAUGAUCCAGCACAGCUGGAACUACCAGCCGCUGCUCCACGACCUGUUCGGCAUAAACUUCGACAAGCUCGUGUUGGAGACGGGGAGCGAGAAGUCGAAGAAGGUUACGUACGACCUCGAGGCUGGGGACAAGCUGUACCAGGCCAUCCACAGGCUGCCGCUGUCGGACGUCGCGUCACACAUCGCGACGUCCCUGGAAGGGUACAAUGCGCAGCUCUCCCAGAUAAACAGGGGCGAGGAUGAGGCCGCGGGCAGCCUCGUGAACGCCAUGAACGCCAUCCCCCAGCUCACCGAGCAGAAGCGACUGCUGGACAUGCACACCAACCUGGCCACCGCGCUGGUGGACGCAGUUAAGAGCCGGGACUUGGAUCGCUUCUACGAGUUCGAGUACGAUCUGGACCUGCUGAGUGAGAAGAAUUGUUUCCAGCAAUUCGAGGACCUCCUGGGCAGCGAUAAGUCUACCGCGAUGGACCUCUACCGGUCGCUGCUCCUGGUGGCGCUCAACCGUCCGGGGGUUGCGGAAUCGCGCUUCGACGAACUCGAGCACCGCAUCAAGUUGCGCGGCGAGCUCAAGCACGACAGCCUGCGCGGCCUGCGCAACCUCAUGAAGAUGAAGGCCUUCAGCGAGGGGCUGCUGAAGCAGAUCCAAAACGCCAAAACGUCGGACCUGUCAACGGCGAAGCAGAUUAACGAGGGGAUGACCUCAGCGGAAGCGCCACGCCGCGAGUUUUCGCAGGGGCACAAGAAGCUGGCGGAGUACAGCAGCAAGCUCAUCGACACCGGGGUCAGCCUCUUCAAGGGGGUGCGCCGUAUGCUGCCGCGCAAGAAGCAACCCUGCAUCGUCAGCGUCCUGGAGAGCCUGCUGAACAACUCCGAGGCGAUCUCCAGCGAGUUCGCGUACUACGACCCCAGGACCUCGGAGAGCGCGCUUGCGCCCUCAGUCCGCCGCUCCACGUCGCGCAGAUGCGUCGUGUUCGUCGUUGGCGGCGGCUCCUACAACGAGGCCGUGGCGCUGCAGGACCUGGCGUCGCGCUCCAAAUACUCCAUUGUGUACGGCUCCACCGCCUUCGACCGGCCUGAGGAUUUCAUGGAGCAGCUGGGGGGCGCUGCAUUUGCACUAUAG
Messenger RNA from Babesia bigemina, 1869 nucleotides. Its product is annotated as Sec1 family protein, putative. Gene Ontology annotation, biological process: intracellular protein transport; endoplasmic reticulum to Golgi vesicle-mediated transport. The record is from RefSeq and is a predicted model, not a curated record. NCBI's taxonomy places the organism in Eukaryota, Apicomplexa, Aconoidasida, Piroplasmida, Babesiidae. Gene Ontology annotation, cellular component: cytosol; Golgi membrane. Bases 1 to 1869 code for a protein of 622 amino acids. The transcript has a single exon. Gene Ontology annotation, molecular function: syntaxin binding.